Carassius auratus (goldfish) is the source of this 894-nucleotide messenger RNA. Its product is annotated as putative DMBT1-like protein. The transcript is spliced from 5 exons. The annotation marks the transcript as partial. The record is from RefSeq and is a predicted model, not a curated record. Gene Ontology annotation, cellular component: membrane. Lineage: Eukaryota; Metazoa; Chordata; Actinopteri; Cypriniformes; Cyprinidae.
AUGUAUGGGGAGGAGGAGUUCAUCAGCUCUGAUGACCUAGUAAAUGUGAGGUUGGUUGGUGGUCACAGUCGCUGUGCUGGUAGAGUGGAGGUUCAUCACAGAGGUCAGUGGGGAACAGUGUGUGACGUUGGCUGGGAUUUGGCUGAUGCUGCAGUCAGACUGGUUGGAGGUUCUCGCUGCUCUGGGAGGUUAGAGAUACUUCAUGAUCAGACGUGGAUGUCAGUGUGUGACGCUGUCUUUGACCAGCAGGAUGCAGAGGUUGUGUGUAGAGAGCUGGACUGUGGGGCUCCUGUACAGGUGCUGGGAGCAGCUGCUUUUGGUAAAGGAGACACUCAGAUGUGGACACAAGAGAUUCAGUGCAGAGGAAAUGAAUCUCAGAUACACCUUUGUCCAACAUCACCAUCACAUGAAAACAAUUGUUCUCAUGACAGUGAUGUUUUACUGGUGUGUACAGAAAUAAUAAAUGUGCGGUUGAUUAAUGGAAACAGUCCCUGCAGUGGGACAGUGGAGUUGUUUCACAGAGGUCAGUGGGGAACAGUGUGUAAUGUUGGCUGGGAUUUGGCUGAUGCUGCAGUGGUGUGUAGAGAGCUGGACUGUGGAGAACCUGUAGAUGCUCUGAGUGAUGCUCAUGUUGGACUCGGAUUAGGACCAGUCUGGAUGAAUAAUGCAUUGUGUGCUGGAUCUGAGUCCACACUGAAAAAGUGUGGAUCUGUCAUAUGGGGUUUUCAAAGUGUGUGUCAGAGCAAGAGUGCAGGAGUCAUCUGCUCAGGUGUCAGGUUGGUUGGAGGUUCUCGCUGCUCUGGGAGGUUAGAGAUACUUCAUGAUCAGACGUGGAUGUCAGUGUGUGACGCUGUCUUUGACCAGCAGGAUGCAGAGGUUGUGUGUAGAGAGCUG